GCCACUUCGUUCCUCCCGCAGGAGCGCAAGCCCGGCUCCUCGUGUCUUCCACGGCCGGAAGGAGGCCGUCUCCAGCGCUGCCGCCGCCGCCGGGAAGAGCGCGCGGGACGCGGGCGCUGCGGCGGCUCUCGGCGCUCCCGCGUCCCCAGGAAUUCCUCUCCGAGCAGGAAUAGCCCUUCCCUUGGGCGCCUGCCCUUCUUCCCGCGCGAGUGGGAGAGGCGUGCCCACCCGAGACCCGGCACAAUGAAGAGGCGAGAGGAGGGCUGAGCGCAGGCAGAGCGGCGCGGCCAGGGGCGCCCGACUCCCUGGGGUGGGGCAGGGUGGGGGUGGGCCGAGGCGUGGACUCCAGAACACUCGGCGACGGGGAUAAAAGGGCGGCGGCUCGCCGAGCCGCGUUGGGAAGCGCUGUCACCUCGCCCCCAGCCCCGGGAAGGGCAUGGCUCCGGCGGACUCCGGGCGCUGCUGAGUCCCGCGCUCCGGCCCCGUGCACACUCAGGGCGCACGGCUCCGGCGGGCGGCGGCCUCCGAAAGACAGGACUCGGGCAGCUGCGAACCAUGAGGCCCGACCCUAACAUUUGCUGAAGCCGAGGACACGGCUCCCCCCGGCCGUCCGCGCAUCUGCUGUUGUGGUCGCCCCUCCCCCUCGCAGAUUUCCCGGGACCACCCACCCCCGACACGAUGCCACCGUGGGCGCCCUGGCGGGCACUGUCCGUGGUGCUGAUCGUGGUCUGGGCGCGCCCUCCGGCUGCGCGCGCCUGCCCGCGCCCUUGCGCCUGCUACGUCCCCAGCGAGGUGCACUGCACGUUCCGCUCGCUGGCGUCGGUGCCGGCCGGCAUCUCCCCGCAGGUGGAGAGAAUCAAUCUCGGGUUCAACAGCAUCCAGGCUCUGUCGGAAACCUCCUUCGCGGGCCUCUCCAAGCUGGAGCUGCUGAUGCUUCACGGCAACAACAUCCCGAGCGUCCCGGACGGCGCGCUGGGAGACCUCCGCUCCCUCCAGGUUCUCAAGUUCAGCUACAACAAGCUGCGCGUGAUCACCGCGCAGACGCUGCGGGGCCUCCACGGCCUGGUGCGGCUGCACAUGGACCACAACCAGCUGGAGUUCAUCCACCCGCAGGCCUUCCAGGGCCUGACGUCCCUGCGGCUGCUGCACCUGGAGGGCAACCUGCUGCGGCAGCUGCACCCGGGCACCUUCGCCACCUUCUCCCUCCUGGGCCACUUCCUCCUGUCCGGCAUCCGGCACCUGUACUUGGCCGACAACGGGAUGCGCGGCCUCCCCGACGGGAUGCUGCGGACGUUGCCGCUGCUGGAGAACCUCUACCUGCAGGGGAACCCGUGGGCCUGCGACUGCACCAUGCGGGGGUUUGUGCGGUGGGAGGCCAAGUCCAAAGGGGUCCUGAAGUGCAAGAAGGACAAAGCCUACGAGGGCGGCCAGCUGUGCGCCCUGUGCUCCAGCCCCGAGCGGCUGCAGGGGCAGGAGCUCCAGAAGCUGAGCGACCUGGCCUGCGUGAGGCCUUCCAUCGCGUCCCCGCUGAGACACAACGCCAGCCUCGGCGGCGGCGGCAGCACGGAGGAGGAGGAGCGAGACCCGGAGCCCGAGACCGACGACCCGCCGCCCCCGGAGGGCCUGCGCUCCCCGCCGUGGAGCGUGUCCCUGAACAUGAGCGACGAGCACGGCAACACCGUGAGCUUGGCCUGCGACAUCCGGAGGCCCACGGGCCUGUACGGGCUGCACCUGAACCAGACGGACUCUCAGGAGGUGGACGUCAACGCCACCGUCGCCCUGGACUUCGAGUGCCCCAUGACGCGGGGCAAGUACGAGAAGCUGUGGAAGCUGAUCGCCUACUACAGCGAGGUCCCCGUGACGCUGCGCCGAGAGGCCGCGGCCGGCGGCGGCCCCGGGGUCGCCGCCCACUACCGACAGGACGCCGACGAGGACGCCCUGUACUACACGGGGGUCAGGGCCCAGGUCGCGGCAGAGCCUGAGUGGGUCGCCCAGCCGUCCCUGCAGCUGCAGCUGAACCGGCGCCAGAGCACAGCCGGGAAGGUGCUGCUGUCCUACUACGCGCACUUCUCCGUAACCGUGUCCGGCAAGGACGCAGGGCAGGCGCGGGCCAGGAGCUGGGUCAUGGUGGAGCCCGCCGGCGCCGGGCAGGGGGCUCAGGCCGUGUUGGAAGGGACGUCCUGCCAGCUGAGCUGCAACGUGAAGGCCUCGGAGAGUCCGUCCAUCCUGUGGGUGCUCCCGGACGGCGCGGUGCUCAGCGGUCCCACGGAGGAGCCGGACGGCAGGUUCUCCGUGCUCACCGGCGGGCGGCUGAGGAUCAGGUCCGCAGAGCGGUCGGACUCCGGCGUGUACCAGUGCAUCGCUCGGGUGACGGACGAGGCGGACCGGGCGCUCUACCGGCUUCUGGUGGAGCCUCCGGCCGCUCAGCCCUCGGGCACACCCACCGUGACUGUUCAGAAGCACCCAGGGGAGUCCCUCACGCUGCCCUGCACCGCGCCGGCCGUGCCCGACGCCCAGGUGAGCUGGAUUCUCCCGCACAAGAGGAUGAUCCACCCGUCGGCCAACGGGUCGCAGGCCUACAUGUUCCCCAACGGAACUCUGUCCAUCCCCAGGGUGCAAGCCAGGGACAGCGGCUUCUACCGCUGCGUGGCCGUCAACCAGUGGGGGGCCGACCGCUUCACGGUGGGGGUCUCCGUGACCAAGCGGGGAGCCGGCAAGCCCCCCAAACGAGGCCGGCGCCCAGGCGGGAAGAGUGCCCCGAGGCUCCGAGGGGACGUGGUGGAGGAUGAAGGAGGCUCCGGCGAGGGAGACGGAGACAGCCCUCCCAAGGACCCAGAGACAUUCCUGCAGACCGAGGGGGACGCGCACGCCAAGAAAGGGCGCCGCAAGCCGAAACCCUGGAAGCACGCCGACGGGGAGCCGGACAGCAGCGCCGCAGAGGGCCGCCGGGCGUUCGAGUCCAGACGCAGGAUCCACGUGGCCAGCAAGCAGAUCCACCCCGAGCGCUGGGCCGACAUCCUGGCCCGGGUGCGCGGGAAAACCCUCCCCAAGGGCACCCAGGGGCCCGAGGCCGCGACAAGCACCGCCCCCUCCGCGCGUCUAGACUUGGUCACCGCCGCCGCCUUGCCCGCCGUCCCUCCGCCCUCGGUGUCCCCGGUGCAGACGGCGGCCGCCGGGGCUGACGAGUCCUCGGCCGACGCGUCUCUGUUCGGGGAGGAAGAGCCGGUGUCGAGCGCCCUGUCCUCCAGCGGCCCGUGGCUGGACCGGGGCCACACAGGCGUGUCCCCGGCCGUGGCCGAAGCCACGAGCCCGGACCUGGAAGAAUUCGUCGACGAGGACUUUCCCGAGAAGCCCGAGGACCCGAUUGUCACGGAGGUUGCCUCGACGUGGCUGUCCUUUGCACCUUCUAAAGCUUCUGCUACGCCACAGGCCUGGGACGCGACCUCCAGAGAGCCCACCGCCGGUGACAACCCCGCCGCGGAAGACCGCUCUGCCGUUGCCGCGGCGCCCGUGCCAGCGCCCGGGUCCCACAAAGACGCGUCCCCUUUGGGUGCCACCACCGCCGCGUUGGCUGAAUCACAGCCCGGGACCUCCGCUUCCCCGGCGCUGGAGGUGAGUUCCCCGCCAGGGGAAGAGGCGGUGGAAGCCCAGGAUUCCCCAUCUUCGACUGCAGCCUCUCCCUUCUCCCCGGCCGAGUCCGGGACGACUGAGCCCGCUGCGGAUUUCUUCGUCUCAGGGCAGCCAGACGGCCCGGCACGAGGUCAGCGGCGACAGGAAGCCACGGACAAGCCCCCGCCGGCACAGGCCGGGUUCAGCACCCAAGCCAAGCCCCCGAGGAGAAAGGGCACCUCAAGGAGCUCUCCGAUGCCCCAGCGGCGGGGAGACGCCGCCGAGAGGCACCCCCCACGCUCCAGGGGACCCGACGGGAGGCGGCGGCAGCGUGUGGAGGCCGCCCCUCCGCCUGACUCCGCGCUGGGAGGCGGCAAGCACGGCACGGCCGCCCUGGACGGCGUCGGGGCAGCCACGCUCGGGUCUCUGCUUGGCCAGCACACCACCGCCGCCGCCGUCACCACGCCGCCGCCGACCCAGCAGGCCACGGCAGCGCCGGCGGCCACCGCCCACACUCCUCGGAGAAGACCCCACGGGCGGAGGAGGUUGCGGCCGCACAGAUUCCGGCUGCGGCACACGCAGAGCCCGCCCACGGCCGCUGCCCCGACGGAGACUUUCUCCGCCCCGCCAACCCGGGCGCCUGUCGUGAAGACCCCCGAACAAGGGGGUGCUCUGCCGCUUCCUACGUCCGGGGCGGACACGACGGCGGUCGGGACCCCGAAACCUGUGGACGUGGGGACCCGUGCGGAACACGUAACCAAGGGGAGCCCACGCAGGAAGCACGGGAAGAGGCCCAACAAGCAUCGGUCUAACGUGUCUACGGCGACCUCGAUCAUGUCUGCGCCCCAGCCUGGUCCUUCUGCAGAAAACAGGCAGGCCAGCACCGGGACCCCCAGCCCGGAGACUUCCCCCACGUCUACAACGACUUCUCUGACAACGGGGGUCCCCCGGGAGACGACCAGAGUGGCAGAUGACGUGGCCACCGCCCCCAAGACGCCCGCACCUCGUCGCGCAUCCGAACGGACCGUGCCAGCCACACCUCUGUCUGUAUCCCACGACACAGAAAUGGAGAGUUACAGUGUCCCCAACACCGACGACGGUACAACGGACAGUGUGGUCCCUGCCGCGUCAGCCAUGAACGCCGUGUCCCCUUCGGGCCCCGAGGUCCUCACCGUGGGGGCGUUUAAGGAGGAGCCCCCACCUUCUGGCUCUCCGGCACCCGGAGGCUGGGGCGCCCCCAGCCCGGCCCGGCCCGGGAGGCCGCCCACAGACGCACCGGCCACCGCAUCUUCGGAAAACCUCAGGGACGCGUCGUCCCCUUCUGGGAAAGAGGGGGAGGACAAGCACCUUCCCUCCGUAGCGUCUCCUUCCGGGGCGGCCUCUACUGUAUUUCAGCAGGAGGACGUCCUCCCUUCCACGGCUCUCUGGAGCACCGGAGCGGAGACGUCGUCACCUCAGGAGCCAGCCACCCUGAGUGGCCGGGACUUUUACGGGACCCCCACCCCCGAGGCUCCUCCUCCUCCUUCUGGGGAGAGACCGGGGCAUCCCCUUCCCCCUCCCGCCCCGGCGGGAGACCCAGCAUCCCCAGCGCUGCCCACGACGCGCGCGGCUGUCGCGCAGACCACCACGGAGCCCGCCGCUCUCACGCCCACGGCAGCUCCGAUGCCCACGGGCUCCAGGGAGAAUGCCUUCGUCAGUCACGGGGGGCUCCCAGACGCCCACGCAGCCCCGGGGAACACCCCGGGGACACAGCCUCCGUGGAGAACGCAGGAACUAUCCGCCCCGUCGCCCAGGGAGCAGGAGGAUGUUACGUCAACUCCAGCGCGAGGGUUAGGGAAGGAAGCCCUGGACGAGAGCUCCAGAAACACCCUUCCGCACGGCCCGGACCCUCGCCGCCAGGACGGGAGGGGCCACGGGUUUCACCCACCGACCAGGGUGCCCCCCAGAGGGACCGCGAGGCCGCCUCCCACGACCACACAGAGCCCCUCCCGGCGCACGGCGACUCCACGGCCCCCUCGUUUCUUCACCAAUAAACCGGGAGUGACUGCGUACCCUUCGAGGGUGCUGCCGACGAGGACGCACUCGGGGACCCCCAAGCCCCCGGGUCCCGCCACCCCGGCCGGCCCGUGGCCCAGCUCCAGGCCUGGCAUCCCGCCUGACCGACUCCACGGCAACUCCCGGGUGCUGGGGAGCAGCAACAGCCUGCCGGACCUGAGGGACCCCGUGGGCCAGCUCCCCAGCGCGCGGGCGCCUCACGCCUCUGGCCGCGGCGGCUUCCCUCUCCGCUUCAACAGGACUUUCUCUCUCCCGCUGCUGGGGGUCACGGUCAAGCCCCCAGCCCCAACCUCCCCUGCCCCGGCGACGGCAGACAGGAGAGCCCACCCGAACCCCUACAACAGGAUCCAUGCCCACGGCGGCAGCCACCUGGACUUCGGCCCCCCCGCACCGCCAAUGCUGCCCCGCCCCCGCUCGACGGCCCCACCCUCCCGCCACGCGCACGACCUCCCUCGGGUGCCCCCCACCCGCAGCCCCCUGCCCUUCGUGACAUCCGCCGGCCCGCCUUCCAGAAGCUUCCAUCAGAGCAGCCCGAAGCUGUUCUCGGCCGCGGGGCCGCCUGCCUCCAAACUCUGGACGCUCGGGGAGAAGCCGCAGAUAGUCACCAAGUCCCCGGCGACUGUGUCCGUCACGGCGGAGACCGACGUGGUGCUGCCGUGUGAGGCCACAGGGAAUCCCCAGCCCUUCGUCACCUGGACCAAGGUGUCUACAGGCGCCCUCAUGACCCCCAGCACCAGAGUGCAGCGCUUCGAGGUGCUGAAGAACGGCACCUUCGUCAUCCGCAAGGUGCAGCCGCAGGACCGGGGCCAGUACAUGUGCACCGCCAAAAACCUGCACGGCGCCGACAGGACGGUGGUGCUGCUGUCCGUCACGGUGCAGCAGCCGCAGAUCCUGGCCUCCCACUACCAGGACGUCACGGUCUACCUGGGGGACACCAUCGCCAUGGAGUGUCUGGCCAAGGGGACGCCGGCCCCGCAGAUCUCCUGGAUCUUCCCCGACCGGAGGGUGUGGCAGAACGUGUCCCCCGUGGAAGGCAGGGUCACGCUGCACGAGAACCGCACCCUGUCCAUCAAAGAGGCGUCCUUUGCAGACAGGGGCGUGUACAAGUGCGUGGCCAGCAACGCGGCGGGCGCCGACAGCCUGGCCAUCCGCCUGCACGUGGCGGCGCUGCCCCCGGUCAUCCACCAGGAGAAGCUGGAGAACAUCUCGCUGCCCCCGGGGCUCAGCAUCCACAUCCACUGCACCGCCAAGGCGGCGCCCCUGCCCAGCGUGCGCUGGGUGCUCUGGGACGGCACCCAGAUCCGCCCUUCGCAGUUCGUGCGCGGGAACCUGUUCGUCUUCCCCAACGGCACGCUCUACAUCCGCAACCUGGCGCCCAAGGACAGCGGGCGCUACGAGUGCGUGGCGGCCAACCUGGUGGGCACGGCGCGCAGGGCCGUGCAGCUGACCGUGCGGCGCGCCGCGGCCAACGCGCGCAUCACGGGCACGUCCCCGCAGAGGACCAACGUGCACUACGGCGGGACCCUGCGGCUGGACUGCAGCGCCUCCGGGGACCCCUGGCCCCGCAUCCUCUGGAGGCUGCCCAACAAGCGCAUGAUCGACUCGCUGUUCAGCUUCGACACCAGGGUCACGGUGUUCGACAACGGGACGCUGGUGGUGAGGUCCGUCACCGACAAGGACGCCGGGGAUUACCUGUGCGUGGCCCGGAACAAGGUGGGCGACGACUUCGUGGUGCUCAAGGUCAACGUGGUCAUGACGCCGGCCAAGAUCGAGCACAAGGAGGAGAGGGACCACAGGGUCUUCUAUGGCGGGGACCUCAAGGUGGAUUGCGUGGCCUCGGGGCUCCCCAACCCCGAGAUCUCCUGGGGCCUCCCCGACGGCAGCCUGGUCAGCUGGUUCAUGCAGUCGGACGACAGCGGCGGGCGCACGAAGCGCUACGUGGUCUUCCACAACGGCACCCUCUACUUCAACGAGGUGGGCAUGCACGAGGAGGGGGACUACACCUGCUUCGCCGAGAACCAGGUCGGCAAGGACGAGAUGACCGUGCGCGUCAAGGUGGUCACGGAGCCGGCCGCCAUCCGCAACAAGACCUACUCGGUGGUCCACGUGCCCUACGGGGACGUGGUCACCGUGGCCUGCGAGGCGAAAGGGGAGCCCACGCCCAGGGUCACGUGGCUGUCUCCCACCAACAGGCUGAUCCCGGCCUCCUCCGAGAAGUACCAGAUCUACCAGGACGGCACGCUGCUCAUCCAGAAGGCCCAGCGCGCCGACGGCGGCAACUACACCUGCGUGGUCAGGAACAGCGCGGGCGAGGACAGGAAGGUCGUGUGGAUCCAGGUCGACGUGCGGUCGCCCAGGAUCAACGGGAACGCCGACGCCAUCACCACCGUGCGGGAGAUCGCCGCCGCGGGCAGCCGCAAACUCCUCGACUGCCGGGCGGAAGGCGUCCCCGCCCCGAAGGUGUUCUGGGCCUUCCCGGAAGGCGUGGUCCUGCCGGCCCCGUACUACGGGAACCGGGUCACCAUCCACCGCAACGGCACGCUGGACAUCAAGAGCCUGCGCACCAGCGACUCCGUGCAGCUCACCUGCAUCGGGCGCAACGAAGGCGGCGAAGCCCGGCUCAUCGUCCAGCUCACCGUCUUGGAGCCCCUGGACAAGCCCGUGUUCCACCACCCGGUCAGCGAGAAGAUCACCGCCAUGGCCGGCCACACCAUCAGCCUCAACUGCUCGGCCGCGGGGAGCCCGGCCCCCACGCUCACGUGGGUCCUGCCCAACGGCACGGAGCUGCGCAGCGGCCAGCAGCUGCUCCGCUUCUACCACAAGCGCGACGGCGUGCUCCACAUCGGCGGCCUGUCGGCGGCGGACGCCGGGGCGUACCGCUGCGUGGCCCGCAACGCCGCCGGCCACUCGGAGCGGCUGGUGUCCCUGAAGGUGGGGCUGAAGCCGGAGCCGAGCAAGCGCUACCACAACCUGCUGAGCAUCAUCACCGGGGAGACCCUGCACCUGCAGUGCCCGUCCCCCGGCGGCAGGCCGGCCCGCUUCUCCUGGACGCUGCCCAGCGGCGCGGCGCUGCAGGGGCCCCAGACCCGGGGACGCUUCUCCCUGUGGGACAACGGCACCCUGACCGUGCGCGAGGCCUCCGUGUUCGACCGGGGCACCUACGCCUGCAAGGCGGAGGGCGAGCACGGCCCGUCGGUCAUGCACUUCCCCGUCAUCGUCAUCGCCUACCCGCCCAGGAUCACCAGCGAGCCCACGCCGGUCAUCUACACGCGGCCCGGCAGCACCGUGAAGCUGAACUGCCUGGCCAUGGGCGUCCCCAAGGCCGAGAUCACGUGGGAGCUGCCCGACAAGUCCCGCCUGACCGCCGCCGCCGGGACGCAGGCCCGCGCGCUGGGCCACCGGUUCCUGCACCCCCAGGGCUCGCUGACCAUCCAGCAGGCCACGCAGAGAGACGCCGGCUUCUACAAGUGCACGGCCAAGAACCUCCUGGGCACGGACACCAAAACGACUUACAUCCACGUCUACUGAACCCCCCGCCCCCC
Molecule: messenger RNA, 9206 nt
Organism: Phyllostomus hastatus (greater spear-nosed bat)
Lineage: Eukaryota; Metazoa; Chordata; Mammalia; Chiroptera; Phyllostomidae
Gene: MXRA5
Product: matrix remodeling associated 5
Exons: 7
Coding region: 679-9192 (2837 amino acids)
Cellular component (GO): extracellular region
Molecular function (GO): protein binding
Source: RefSeq, a predicted model, not a curated record